AUGGACGCCGACACGACCACCCGAUUUGUUCCCGAACAUCGUCGCACUAACUUCAAAAACAAGGGCCACUUCCGCCAGGACGAGCUCCGCCGCCGGCGCGAGGAGGCUCAGGUCGAAAUCAGAAAGGCCAAGCGCGAGGAGUCGCUCGCAAAGCGUCGCAAUCUCACGCUCCCCACAACCGCGACCGAGAAGAUCCAGAGCGAAAGCGAGGAUGAGAGCUCGGCCGAGACUCAGCUCAAUGAGGAUUUGCCGGAGAUGAUGCAGGGCGUGUUCUCUGACAACAUCGAGGCACAGAUCCAGGCUACCGUCAAAUUCCGGAAGCUGCUGUCAAAGGAGCGUAACCCUCCGAUUGAGAAAGUCAUCGAGUGCGGUGUCGUGAGCCGAUUCGUCGAGUUCCUCAGAUCCCCCCACUCCAUCAUCCAAUUCGAAGCCGCCUGGGCGCUCACCAACAUCGCUUCCGGAUCAUCCCAGCAGACCCAUGUUGUCAUCGACGCCGGCGCGAUCCCAAUCUUCGUCGAGCUUCUCGAUUCUUCAGAGGCCGACGUCCGAGAGCAGGCCGUGUGGGCGCUCGGUAACAUUGCCGGUGACUCCCCGCGUGCCUUGAGCAUGCUCAGAAACGCUACCUGGACUCUCAGCAACUUCUGCCGCGGCAAAUCGCCUCAGCCAGAGUGGGCCGUCAUCUCGACUGCUUUGCCUGUCCUCGCAAGACUUAUAUAUUCUCUGGACGACGAGGUCUUGAUCGAUGCCUGCUGGGCGAUCUCAUACCUCUCUGACGGUGCCAACGACAAGAUCCAGGCCGUCCUCGAAGCCGGUAUUCCACGAAGACUUGUUGAACUGUUGCUGCAUCCCAACACCUCGGUUCAAACUCCUGCUCUGAGAUCGGUUGGAAACAUCGUCACCGGUGAUGACGUGCAGACUCAAGUCAUCAUCAACCACGGCGCUCUCAACGCUUUGCUCACAUUGCUUUCCUCCCCCAAGGAAGCUAUCCGAAAGGAGGCCUGCUGGACUAUUUCCAACAUCACCGCCGGCAACACUGCUCAGAUCGAGGCCGUCAUCACUAGCAAUCUGAUUCCUCCACUCAUCAACCUCCUUGCUCAUGCCGACUUCAAGACCAGAAAGGAGGCGUGCUGGGCCAUCUCGAACGCUACCUCGGGCGGCUUGGCCAAGCCUGAUCAGAUCAGAUACCUCGUGUCUCAGGGUUGCAUCAAGCCUCUCUGCGAUCUUCUCACCUGCAUGGACAACAAGAUCAUCCAGGUCGCCCUGGACGGUCUUGAGAACAUCCUCAAGGUCGGCGAUGAAGACAAGGACAUGAAUAACGGCGUCAACCUCUAUGCGGUUUACAUCGAGGAGGCCGGUGGUAUGGAGAAGAUCCACGCCACCCAGCAGAACGAGAACGAGGAGAUCUACAUGAAGGCCUACAACAUCAUCGACAAGUACUUCUCCGAGGAGGACGUCGUUGAAGAUGCCGACCUUGCUCCCCAGACCGCGGGUGACACCUUCCAGUUUGGUGGACAAGAUCCUUCGACAUUCGGCGCCAACGGACAGAACUUUAGCUUUGCUAAUGCCGACAACACUAUGAUGUCCUAA
Messenger RNA from Myxozyma melibiosi, 1587 nucleotides. Its product is annotated as armadillo-type protein. NCBI's taxonomy places the organism in Eukaryota, Fungi, Ascomycota, Lipomycetes, Lipomycetales, Lipomycetaceae. Gene Ontology annotation, biological process: NLS-bearing protein import into nucleus. The transcript is spliced from 4 exons. Gene Ontology annotation, cellular component: cytoplasm; nucleus; nucleoplasm. Gene Ontology annotation, molecular function: protein binding; nuclear import signal receptor activity. The record is from RefSeq and is a predicted model, not a curated record. The coding region runs from base 1 to 1587 and encodes 528 amino acids.